Messenger RNA from Psammomys obesus (fat sand rat), 969 nucleotides. RefSeq names its product HEAT repeat containing 9 (gene Heatr9). The record is from RefSeq and is a predicted model, not a curated record. The annotation marks the transcript as partial. Lineage: Eukaryota; Metazoa; Chordata; Mammalia; Rodentia; Muridae. The transcript is spliced from 7 exons.
AGACCAGAAGUGGGAAAUGAAGAAGAGCUGGUGUCUGUGCUGCAGCAGCUGAUGGGCAAGUCACUGAAUGAAGUAUCCUUAGAGGCAGCACUAUGCUUGGGUUUCCUGAGGCCCAGCAACAGCAUGGUCCAGGAGUUCUUUCAGCUAUGCCUGAGCCAAGGGUCCAUGCACCAGAGGAUGAAGGCACUUAGGAUGCUGGUCAAGAUGAUGAAAGUUCAUUCAGCUGCAGUCACCAGGGCCAUUCUGGAACAGCUAUACUCUGAUGUCCUUGACGAUCGCUUUGAAGCCACCCAGAUGCUCAAGACCAUUGGGCUGGAAAAGAUCCAGGCACAAGGACUGGAAGAACUCACAUUUGACCUGCUCAAGAGGAAGAUACACAAUGAACCCUUCCUAGCAAUGAGGCAAGCUGUGGCUGAAACUGUGGAAGUGCUCAAGAUGAAGCCUUUAAUAACGAAACUGGUGGAGGCGCAACUGAUGAGUCCAGAUGUCACUGCCCGCCAAGAAGCAAUCAUCUCUUUGGGUGCCCUGGGGACCCGCAACGAACAGUUGUUCCACCUGCUGCUGGACAUGCUAGAUGCAGAAGAGACCCAGAGUAUGAAGAAGAGUAUACAAGAAACAUUACUUGUUUGGGCCUCAAACAAUCCCUGGAUCCAAAACAAGCUGAAGAACAAGGUUUUCUUUGUGUGUGAUGUACCUAAGACUGUGAAGGCAGAGCCUACAAGGUUCCGGGAGGAGCCACAGGGCCUAGAUGACAUAUGUAUCAAAGACUUCCGACAGGUUAAGCUGAACCCCUUAUAUAUUGCAAAGUCCUGCAACAAGCAAGGUGAAAAGCCAGAGGCACCUGCCUUUUCAUUCUAUUUCUCCGAACCAAGAAAGCAAAAGUCACCGGACAAAGGGCCUUGGGAGCCAAAACUCAGGGCACAACUCCGGGACUUGUUGAGGCCUCAAAAUAGUUUUAUUUGGACCUAA